Aspergillus pseudonomiae is the source of this 1839-nucleotide messenger RNA. Its product is annotated as GMC family oxidoreductase. The record is from RefSeq and is a predicted model, not a curated record. The transcript is spliced from 2 exons. Lineage: Eukaryota; Fungi; Ascomycota; Eurotiomycetes; Eurotiales; Aspergillaceae. Bases 1 to 1839 code for a protein of 612 amino acids. Gene Ontology annotation, molecular function: oxidoreductase activity, acting on CH-OH group of donors; flavin adenine dinucleotide binding.
AUGUCAAUUACGGACGCCGACAUCAUCAUUGUCGGAGGAGGCACGGCUGGCCUUACUCUGGCAGCACGCCUAUCCGAGAAUCCCAACCUCCAGGUUCUCGUCCUGGAAGCGGGCCAAGACCAGACUGAGGAUCCUCGAGUUCAGACCCCGGCGCUUUGGCCAGGACUUGUGGCCACAGACUCGGACUGGAAGUUCAUGACAGCGCCACAGGUUGCCUUGAACGGUAAGCAGAUACCCCUACCACAAGGCCGUCUCCUAGGUGGGUCGAGCGCCAUGAACGGAAUGGCAUUUAUUGCCAACUCCAAGUCCAAUGUCAACGCUUGGGGGGCUUUGGGAAACCCCGGUUGGGACUGGGACACCCUCAGCACAUACUACAGGAAGGUCUUCACUCUGACGUUGCCGUCUGAGGAUAAGCGCAAGGAGCUAGGUCUGGAGUACGUGGAUGAGCACGUCAACAGAAACAAUGGGCCCAUUCAGGUAUCCUUCCCAGAUGCUGUUGAUGACCCAAUUCCCAAUGCGUGGGUUGAGUCCUUGCGGGGAUUGGGCUACCCCAUGUUGACUGAUCCCUUUUCCGGACAUGCGUGUGGCGGUUAUACCAAUGCAACAACUAUUGACCCUGUCAAGAAGACUCGUAGCUUCUCCGCUAAUGCAUACUACCUUCCUGCGAAAGAGCGCGAGAACCUACAUGUUGUGACGGAAGCAUUGGUUGAGAAAGUACUCCUCGAGGCUCUUCCCAAUGGUGAUGUCACCGCCACUGGAGUCAGGUACAUGAAGGAUAAUGGCAUCGUCAAGGUUACAGCCCGCCGGGAAGUUAUUCUCUGCGCUGGUACCUUCAACUCGCCAAAGAUACUUGAGCUCUCGGGAAUUGGCUCGCGUACCAUCCUAGAAAGCUUUAAUAUCCCAGUGAUAAUUGAUAACCACAAUGUCGGAGACAAUCUUCAGGAUCACCCUUUAGCCGGGCUUAGCUUCGAAGUACAAGACUUUAUCAACACGAAGGAUGAUUUCAUGCGCCGAGUCCCCGAGGCUCUUAGUGCAGCAAUGGAAAGCUACAAAACGCAUCAGUUCGGUCCCUUCACAAUCGGUGGCAACUACUCCUCUGCUCUUCUUCCACUGCCCGACUUCUCCAAUCCCAGUACCGGCUUUGACGAGCUAGCCACUGUUCUAGCCAUGACUAUACCUGACUCGUCCCACCCCCUCGCUACUGGCCUUGCCUCCUAUGCGCGGUCGCUCCUUGAGAACCCACAGGAAGCCACUGGUGGGUAUUUCACCUACCCGGCCCAGUCUGAUUUCAAGGGAUUCGGCGCAGCCGUGCAAGUGAUCCAGUCGAAGCUCCCCGAGAACUACAUCACCAUCUGUGCCAGUCUGAUGCACCCAUUGUCGCGCGGCACCUGCCACAUCUCAUCUGCCAACCCCGCCGACUACCCCAUCGUCGACCCUCGCUACCUGACCCAUCCCGCUGACCUAGAGAUGCUCGCCCUACACACCCGCUUCAUCGACGUGAUUGCCGCAUCGCAGCCCCUUGCAUCCAUGCUGAAACUGGGUGGUAAGCGGAGUGUGGGUUCGCCUGAUGACUUACGGAAAAUUCCACUGGACGAUGUUAAAGAAUACGUAAAGUGCGCCGGGAAAAGCACAUUCCAUCUAACUAGUACCUGCGCCAUGAUGCCCUGGGAGAAAGGUGGCGUUGUGGACUCCCGCUUGCAGGUCUGGGGUGCAAAGGGACUGCGCAUCGUCGAUGCUAGUGUUAUCCCGAUUAUUCCCAGGGGAAAUACCCAAAGUGUUGUUUACGCCAUUGCUGAGAGAGCAGCGGAUUUGAUUAGAGAGGAUUUGGCGGGAAAGUAG